AUGUCUGGCAAUCUAACUCGAAAUGUGUUUAUGUCACAAAGCAGUAAAUUAUCAUCAAUAAAUCUUCCGGAUUCUAUUGAUUUCAUCGGAGAUUAUGCUUUCAAUGGUUGUUUCAAAAUAACAGAAAUCUCAAUUCCUCCAAAGAUAUACAUAAUUCGAGUAGGAACAUUUAGUGAUAUGAAGAGUCUGAAGAAAGUUAAUUUAAACCAUGUUAAAAACAUUUCAGCAAAUGGAUUUUCAUUAUGUAAUCAGUUAAAUUCUAUUAAUUUCGGUGACAAAUUGCAGUACAUCUGUGAACAUGCAUUUAAAGAUACAUUACUCAAUAUUGAUUUAGAUUUCCCUUCAUCAAUUAUUUCAAUUGGCAAAUUUGCAUUUUCAAAGUCAUCUGUCAAAUCAUUGACAUUCAAUUCAGAAAACAUGUUGAUUGAAGAGUCUGCUUUCAAAGAUUGCCAAGGAUUGAAGAUAGUUAAGUUACCUAAAAAUAUGAAAGUUCUUUCAAAUUCUACUUUUGAAUCAUGCAAGAACUUGGAAACUGUUCAGUUCUCAAAGAAUUUAGAGAUAAUUCAUUCAAGAGUUUUCUAUCACUGCGAGAAAUUGACUAAAGUUGAAUUACCAGAGUCAGUAACAAAGAUUGGAGAUGAAUGUUUCACAAUGUGCUCAUCAAUAACAGAAUUCAAUCUUCCAAAAUCACUUAAAUAUGUUGGAGAUAAGUGCUUCACAAAUAUGACAAAUUUGCAAUUUGUUAAUGUAAUAUCUGAUGUCGAAAUAGUUGAUACAGCAUUCAUCGAAUGCCAUAAUCUGAAAGAAAUCAAAUUCAACUCACCUUCAAUCAGCAAAAUUCAUUUGUCAUACUGGACAAACAAUUACACAGCCAAUUUAGAGAAAGUAAGCAAAUACUUAGAACUAUAUGCCGGACCUACAUUCUGCAGAUCUUGCAAGAUAAAACAUAUCAAUAUUUCUUGUGAUGUUAGAGAAAUAAAGUCAGGCGGCAAAGAUUAUGUCAAAUUUGAGCAAUUCACUUAUUCUGGAAAUAUAGAAAUAGGAGGAACUAUGUCUGAUCCAAGUAGUAUCGAUUGUAUAGUCUUAAAUAAAGAUUACAAAUGGAAAUUAUUUGGUCAAAACCUUUCUAAAUUCAAGAAAUGUGGCUCAAAGACAUCAACUACAUUAAUUAUUAUCAUUGUUGCUGCAAUUUUAGUUGCCGCAAUUAUUAUUGCCGUUGCUAUAGUAUGCAUCUUGAGAAAGCGUAAAACAAAAGGAUUCUCUGAAAUUCCUAGUGGAAUUUAA
This is a messenger RNA of Trichomonas vaginalis G3, 1284 nucleotides long. RefSeq names its product structural constituent of cell wall. The coding region runs from base 1 to 1284 and encodes 427 amino acids. NCBI's taxonomy places the organism in Eukaryota, Parabasalia, Trichomonadida, Trichomonadidae. The transcript has a single exon. The record is from RefSeq and is a predicted model, not a curated record.